Nothobranchius furzeri (turquoise killifish) is the source of this 878-nucleotide messenger RNA. It is a transcript of the gene bola3, whose product is annotated as bolA family member 3. Gene Ontology annotation, cellular component: mitochondrial matrix. The record is from RefSeq and is a predicted model, not a curated record. NCBI's taxonomy places the organism in Eukaryota, Metazoa, Chordata, Actinopteri, Cyprinodontiformes, Nothobranchiidae.
UCUUUCAGAAGAAGAAUGAAAACGUCAUUUUUAAGAGACAAAAGUUGUCUGAGGACAUGACUUUUUGAAUGACUGCUGUUGGCUUUGUAAAUAACACGAAUUAUCGCCCCAUUUCCAUAAUGUUGGCUUUUAAACGCAUCUCUAGCAGCACAAUAAUCUCCGCUCUUCGCUACAACCGAAUGCAGAGAUGUCUGUCCACUCAGACAGACGGAGAGGUUCGCAUCGCAGAAGUCUUGAAGGAGAAGUUUCCUUUAGCAUCAAAGCUCAAAGUUGUGGAUAUAUCAGGUGGCUGCGGGGCCAUGUAUGAGAUCCAUGUAGAAUCCAGUGAGUUCAAAGGGAAAAGAACAGUGCAGCAGCACCAGCUAGUCAAUCAGGCACUCAAGGAUGAAAUUCAAGGCAUGCAUGGCCUGCGAAUAUUCACUGACAUCCCAAAACAGUAGAAAAACUGCCUCCUCUAUUUAUCUGCACCGUUUUCUUUGAUGUUUAUCUGAUGAGAUUGUAAAGCCUUAGACAGGCAGAAUGCCGUUUCCCUGCAGUUACAACAUAUUGAUAGUUAAAAAUGUAAAAUACAUGUAUAGUUAUCUUUUUUAAACAACAUAGUUAUAAUAAGACAUCUUCUAUUCUGAGAUAAUUUUAUUGGAUCAAGGCUGAUAUACGCACAAAAGUGACUUGUCCAAAGGUCAAUAUUAAGGCUUGAAGGAUUUGUUCCCAUUGGGAAUCCUAUGUUUAAUUGAAAUGAUGCUGGUGUUAAACUAGCAGUCAAAGCAGCAAAAGACACCAUCAUCAUGAGCAGCUACAGACAUAUUCUUUAAGCUAUCAUCCUGAGAAUGUGACCACAGUUUGUUUUAUUAUAAAAUAUACCAACAUGUGUGCACAAA